AGAUAAUCAAUCGUUAUGCUAAUUUUUCUUUGAAUACAGAACUAAUUAUUUUAUAAUCAUGUCUAUGUUACAAUAAAUAUAUAUAUUUAUAUACUUGUGGACUACUAAUACUACUUAUACAUUCAAAUGAAUGAUGAAAAGUCACUUCAAUUAUUUAUGUAAGAAGGAAUAUGGGAAAAAAAAUAUUUGUGGUUGGUUAACACACACACUCGAAUUUCAAAUAGCCAAAAGCAUAAUGACUGACAUAUUAUAUAAUUCAGCAUAAUUUCUACUUUGAACAGAUGAAGUACAACAAUGGGAAAUAAUGUACUACUGUCUAAUUCUAUCUUUUUGGAUUUUUUAAAAAAAAAAAUAAUCGUUUUACUGGAAAGUUGAAAUUGUUUGUAGAUAUUUCUUAGUACAUCUAUAUAUAUAAAAAUAUAUCUCAUCAUUUACAAGAAUGCAUCCAUCAUUUUCGAAUACAUAUAGAAAGUCAGCUGAUGAGAAUCAUACAGUUGAAUCGAAACCACUGACUGGUAGUAAUAGUAAUAAUAAUAAUAAUAUUAAUCAUGACCACCACAAUAACACAUCUAACUCUGCUAAUGGUCAUACUGAUGACAAGCGACCUAAUGAUGUAAUAAAGGCAAUGGAAGAUGGAGAUAAGUAUAAUAAUAAUAAUAAUACGCCAGUCAGCCUAGUAAAGCAGAUUGAUUCAGAUGAUACGGAAUUAAUGACAAAUACUCCACAGAAAAGAAAUUGGAAAGGAAUUCUACUUGCAUUACUGGUGAUUAUGUUCAUUUCUUCUCUGAUUCUAACAGCAAGUGUUUUAACAACACCAAAAGAGAAAAAGAUCGAUCAUGGAUUACCGUUCACAUUUUCUGAUUUAAUGCACGUAAAUACACUUUUGGAAUCAUUCAAUAGUCAAACUGUUAAUGUUGAUUUUGAGUCAUUUGUUAUAAUACCGUUAAGUGAAUCCUUACUAGUGUAA
Schistosoma turkestanicum is the source of this 967-nucleotide messenger RNA. The record is from the annotation of a GenBank genome assembly. NCBI's taxonomy places the organism in Eukaryota, Metazoa, Platyhelminthes, Trematoda, Strigeidida, Schistosomatidae.